AUUUAGAAUUGUAAUCAAAUUUUGAGCAAACCAGCGUGGCUAUUAUGUCCUCCGCCACCUUCUUCAACGCUCCACCACCGCAGUCUUACAUAAAAAAAAACCGCUCCUCCACCAAUGUCUACCAUCCACAACCAGAAAAGCUAGCAAUUUUAAUAGAGAAAUCCAAAUCCUUAAAUCACCUUCACCAAAUCCACGCCUUUCUUUACCGCCACAAUCUUUAUGGUCACCCAAUUCUCAACUUCAAGCUUCAGCGCUCCUACUCAUCUUUGGGUCGUCUCAACUAUUCUCUUGCUCUCUUUAACCAAACCCAAAACCCCAAUUGCUUCUUCUACACUUCAAUUAUCUACUCUCAUACUAUCCACAGUCUCCAUGACCAAGCCUUUUUCUUUUAUGCACAAAUGUUAACUCAAGAUGUUGCCCCGAAUGCAUUUACCUUCUCGUCGAUUUUAAAGUCUUGCCCGCUAGAACCUGCGAAAAUGAUACAUGCUCAAGCGAUAAAAUUUGGGUUGGAUUCGGAUUUGUAUGUGAGGACUUGUCUUAUUGAUGUUUACGCAAGAGGAAGUGAUGUUGUAUCCGCACGUAAGUUAUUUGAUGCUAUGCCUGAGAAGAGUUUAGUUUCAUUGACUGCGAUGAUUACUUGCUAUGCGAACUAUGGGAUGGUUAAAGAGGCGAGAGAACUGUUUGAUGGAUUACAGGAAAGGGAUUUAGUUUGCUGGAAUGUGAUGAUUGAUGGUUACGUGCAGCAUGGACUGCCAAAUGAGGGUUUAAUGCUCUUCAGACGAAUGUUGAAGACGGGAGUGAGGCCUAAUGAAGUGACGGUUGUGGCCAUUAUCUCUGCUUGCGGGCAUAUUGGUGCUUUAGAGUCAGGGAGGUGGGUUCAUUCGUAUAUUCAGAAUAAUGGGAUUGAGAUCAAUGGUCAUGUGGGUACUGCUUUAGUUGAUAUGUAUAGCAAAUGUGGGAGUUUGAAGGAUGCGCGGUUGGUUUUUGAAAGGAUCAGAAACAAGGAUGUUGUUGUUUGGAAUUCAAUGAUUGUUGGGUAUGCCACACAUGGAUUCAGUCAAGAUGCUAUGCAUUUAUUCAAUGAGAUGUGUAGGAUAGGAUACCGACCUACAGAUAUAACGUUCAUUGGAAUUUUGAGUGCUUGUGGUCAUGCUGGUUUGGUUAGCGAAGGAUGGCAGUUUUUCCGCUUGAUGAAAGAUGAAUAUGGGAUUGAACCAAAGAUUGAGCAUUAUGGGUGUAUGGUUAAUCUUUUUGGCCGUGCUGGACAUUUAAAAGAAGCAUAUGAGCUUGUUAAGAACAUGGAGAUCAACCCAGAUCCUGUCUUAUGGGGAACUUUGCUUGGGGCUUGUAGGCUCCAUGGUAACCUAGCUCUAGGAGAGGAAAUUGCAGAGUUUCUUAUAAACCAGAAUCUUGCAAAUUCAGGGACUUACAUUCUCCUUUCUAACAUAUAUGCAGCAGGUGGCAAUUGGGAAGGUGUGGCAAGAAUGAGGGCCUUGCUAAAAGACAGUGGGAUAGAAAAAGAACCUGGUUGUAGCUCAAUUGAAGUGAGUAACAAGGUACAUGAGUUUUUUGCUGGAGAUUUGAGACAUCCAAAGACCAAAGAGAUAUAUAUGAUGUUGGAGGAGAUGGAAGGUUGGCUCAAGGCUCAUGGUUAUACCCCACAAACAGAGAUUGUUUUACAUGAUCUAAGUGACGUAGAAAAGGAGCAGUCCCUUAAAGUUCACAGCGAGAAGCUUGCUAUUGCUUUUGGUCUUAUCAGUACAAAACAAGGAGCUACUAUAAAGAUAGUAAAGAACCUGCGGGUGUGUGCAGAUUGCCAUGCAGUGGCAAAAUUAAUCUCUAAGAUCACCGGCCGUAAGAUUUUAAUGAGAGAUCGGAACCGAUUCCACCAUUUUAUGAACGGUUUGUGUUCUUGUGGUGAUUACUGGUGAAAUGUACUGUUUCGGGAUGCAAUUAUUUUCUCAAAAAGUGUCUUCUGCUGUUAAAGUACUGGCGGCAAAAAUGUAAAAUAGUAAAUUAUAA
Molecule: messenger RNA, 2022 nt
Organism: Hevea brasiliensis (rubber tree)
Lineage: Eukaryota; Viridiplantae; Streptophyta; Magnoliopsida; Malpighiales; Euphorbiaceae
Product: pentatricopeptide repeat-containing protein ELI1, chloroplastic
Exons: 1
Coding region: 45-1931 (628 amino acids)
Biological process (GO): RNA modification
Molecular function (GO): RNA binding; zinc ion binding; protein binding
Source: RefSeq, a predicted model, not a curated record